AGGUUGAGAACCCUGCUCAAGUGCAAGCGUAAUAUUUAUUCCCAAUGCAGAUGCCAUUCUGAAUAUGGUUGGAGGAAACUCAGCGGGGUCGCAGUCCCCUUAGGCGGCGUUGCCAUGGCAACCUCACUCACAUCCACUUGGCUCUCCCAGCUCUAGUCUCUGAGGAUCUUUUCUAAAGGCAGCAACACCUACCCCGAGAGGGAGGGAGAGUGAGGAUGUUACAUCCAUGCUCGCUCCCCUGCAGAAAGCUCCAUUCUAGAAUCGCUCGUGCAAACUGCCCCUUCUUGGAUAAACAUAAAGGAAUUAAUUAGUUUACUGUCUGCCUCAUGAUGUGUGAGUGAAAGAAAGUUCAACCACCAACUCUGCAAAGCGCUUUCACAAACAUCUCAACCUACAGUAACUGUGAGGUGGGUAUUAUUACCCAUUUUGUAGAUGGGGGAGCUGCGGUUAGGUAAUUCGCCCAAAAGCAGUGUUAGAACUUGAACCCAGGUUGGUCUGACUCCAGAUACCAUCUUUUCGUCAAUAAGCCCCCUUGCUUCUCAGUUGAGAAUUGCCCUUGUGCGUGUAACCGGUCAAGGAAGUCGGCGAGGUAGGUGAGGGUUUGUAUUUGGUUUAUAGGACGGGAACGGGGAAGAUAGGAGGUAGGGUGCCCGAAUGAGCAGAGCGCGGCGGUCUGGACUUGCACGUGGGUUUGAAGACCCUUCUGGCCGCGAAGAGUACCGGCCCGGGAGCCUUACCCAUUCUUUGGGAAAGGUAAGUGGCAGGUGAUGCUGGAGAGGGAAGCUGAGCUCCACUAAGAGGGCGAGAAAACGAAGCCAGUCUGAAGCUUUGCUGCAGUCGCAUAAAUGCAAGCGCUCGGAAGCUCAGGAGCAGGCGAGACCAAGGGCCUGGGGACGCUUUCCUUGAAAGUUAUUAAAAAGUACACAAAGUCAAAAAAAAAAAAAAGUACACAAAGUCAUACACCCUGGCUCCGCAACCUCCCAAGAGCUGUUGCUUUAAGAAGCGCGAUCCUGUAAAGUCACGUGGCCCCGGCGCCUGGGGCUUUUACGGCCCCUUCCCAGUGACCAAUCGCGUGGCUGGAAGCCUCCUGGAGGGCGGGAACUUCCCCAGGUGCUCGCGGAUUGGCUGUGCUCGCGGAGUGCGGGCCUGAGCGCGGAGAGAGGGAACUCGUGUGGGCGGGGUGAGAGGGCCGCCGCCGCCGCUGUCGCCGAGGUCUCGGAGCCACCUUCGCCGGCCGGAGCCCUCAGCAAGUGUUUAUCGAGGGCGUGUUAUGUGCUGACACUGCUGGACGCUGGGGAUGCAAAGCUCCACCGGGGCCAUGUCGGAGCGGGAAGAGCGGCGGUUUGUGGAGAUCCCUCGGGAGUCGGUGCGCCUCAUGGCAGAGAGCACGGGCCUGGAGCUGAGCGACGAGGUGGCGGCCCUGCUCGCAGAGGACGUGUGCUACCGGCUCAGAGAGGCCACCCAGAACAGCUCUCAGUUCAUGAAACACACCAAACGGCGGAAGCUGACCGUGGAGGACUUCAACAGGGCCCUCCGGUGGAGCAGCGUGGAGGCCGUGUGCGGGUACGGAGCCCAGGAGGCGCUGCCCCUGCGCCCCGUCAGGGAGGGGGAGCUCUACUUCCCUGAGGACCGGGAGGUGAACCUGGUGGAGCUGGCCCUGGCCACCAACAUCCCCAAAGGCUGUGCCGAGACGGCUGUGAGAGUUCAUGUCUCCUACCUGGACGGCAAAGGGAACCUGGCGCCUCAAGGAUCGGUGCCCAGCGCUGUGUCUUCACUGACCGAUGACCUGCUCAAGUACUACCAGCAAGUGACUCGCGCUGUCCUGGGGGACGACCCACAGCUGAUGAAGAUUGCUCUCCAGGACCUGCAGACCAACUCCAAGAUCGCAGCGCUCCUGCCGUACUUCGUGUAUGUGGUCAGCGGGGUGAAGUCUGUGAGCCAUGAUUUGGAGCAGCUGCACCGGCUCUUGCAAGUGGCCCGGAGCCUGGUUCGGAACCCGCACCUCUGCCUGGGGCCCUAUGUCCGCUCUCUGGUGGGCAGUGUCCUCUACUGCGUCCUGGAGCCCCUGGCUGCCUCCAUCAACCCCCUGAAUGACCACUGGACUCUGCGGGAUGGGGCCGCCCUCCUCCUCAGCCACAUCUUCUGGACUCAUGGGGACCUUGUCAGUGGCCUCUAUCAGCAGAUCCUGCUGUCCCUGCAGAAGGUCUUGGCAGACCCUGUACGGCCUCUCUGCUCUCACUACGGGGCUGUGGUGGGGCUGCAUGCCCUUGGCUGGAAGGCAGUGGAGCGCGUCCUGUACCCACACCUGUCCACCUACUGGACGAACCUGCAGGCCGUGCUGGAUGACUACUCCGUAUCCAAUGCCCAGGUGAAAGCGGACGGGCACAAGGUCUACGGCGCCAUUCUGGUGGCCGUGGAGCGGCUGCUGAAGAUGAAGGCGCAGGCGGCCGAGCCCCACCGCAGUGGGCCUGGCGGCAGGGGGUGCCGGCGCCCCGAUGACCUGCCCUGGGACAGCCUCCUCCUGCAGGAGUCUCCUUCCGGGGGCGGCGCCGAGCCCGGCUUCGGGUCGGGCCUCCCGCUGCCGCCGGGCGGCGCGGGGCCGUCGGAGCCUGGCCCUCCGGUGACCCUGGCGGACAUCUACCGGGAGCUCUACGCUUUCUUCGGCGACAGCUUGGCCACCCGCUUCGGCACGGGCCAGCCCUCGCCUACGACCCCGCGGCCGCCCGGGGACAAGAAGGAGCCGGCGGCGGCCCCGGACUCGGUGCGGAAGAUGCCGCAGCUGACGGCCAGCGCCGUGGUCAGCCCGCCGGGCGACGAGAGUCCCCGGGGCAGCGGGCCCCCCGCGGCCCCCGCGCCCGCCGCCUCCGACAACAGGCCGCUGCCGCGCGUGCACCGGGCGCGGGGGGCGCCCCGGCAGCAGGGCCCCGGGCCCCGCGACGUCUUCCAGAAAAGCCGUUUCGCCCCGCGCGGCGCCCCCCACUUCCGUUUCAUCAUCGCGGGGCGGCAGGCGGGGCGGCGCUGCCGCGGGCGCCGCUUCCAGACCGCCUUCCCCGCGCCCUGCGGGCCCGGCCCCGCCUCCCGCUACGUGCAGAAGCUGCCCAUGAUCGGCCGCACCGGCCGCCCGGCCCGCCGCUGGGCGCUCGCCGACUACUCGCUGUACCUGCCGCUCUAGCGGCGCCGCCCGCAAUAAACCCGCCCGCCCCGCUCA
Molecule: messenger RNA, 3208 nt
Organism: Myotis myotis
Lineage: Eukaryota; Metazoa; Chordata; Mammalia; Chiroptera; Vespertilionidae
Gene: TAF6L
Product: TATA-box binding protein associated factor 6 like
Exons: 12
Coding region: 1298-3172 (624 amino acids)
Biological process (GO): RNA polymerase II preinitiation complex assembly; transcription initiation at RNA polymerase II promoter
Cellular component (GO): SAGA complex; transcription factor TFIID complex; SLIK (SAGA-like) complex
Molecular function (GO): RNA polymerase II general transcription initiation factor activity; transcription coactivator activity; protein heterodimerization activity
Source: RefSeq, a predicted model, not a curated record